CCAUUUCUUAUCUAGAAUGUACAACCAAAAAAGAGUGGCCUUUUAUAGCCUUCAAAACUCUGUUCCUCUCCUCUUAUGGCUUUCUCUACAACUCUUCCAAACCCCCAAGCUUUCUCUUGCUUCUCUUCUUUCCCUAAAACCACUAAAAGUAUCUCGUUUCGACGUCGAAUAUGUGUCAAAGCUGAAGCUGAUAGUACACAGAAACUCACAGAAACUAAAACUCAAGACAGUUCCAAUGACAAACCUCCCCCUAAAAAGCCCCCAAAGCCUGUCUAUUCAAUGAAAAAAGGCCAGAUUGUAAGGGUGGAGAAGGAGAAGUACCUUAAUAGCAUCAAUUAUCUAUCAGUUGGACAUCCACCAUACUACAAAGGGCUGGAUUACAUUUACGAGGACCGUGGAGAGAUCCUGGAUAUACGCUUUUUUGAGACAGGGGAAUAUGCACUUGUUUCUUGGGUUGGAAUACCAACAUCACCAGCUUGGCUUCCUACAGAUAUGCUUAUAAAGUCUGACAAACUUGAUUACGAGAGGAUGUGAUACAGAUAUUCAAGAACCAUCACAACAGUUACUUUCUUGAGGAGAAGAGUUCAUUUACCAAUCAGCGACAGUUAAAUUUUGAAAAAUGUAAUAUAUGACCCAAUAAAAAGGCUAUAAAUUUCAAGUUAAAGAGUGAAUUUCAUAAACUAUAGUCUGUACCUGCUUUGUGAUAUCAGUCUCAUAAAGAAAAGCUAAAUGGAGUACUUGUUCA
Beta vulgaris subsp. vulgaris (sugar beet) is the source of this 745-nucleotide messenger RNA. RefSeq lists its product as hypothetical. Gene Ontology annotation, cellular component: plasma membrane. The coding region runs from base 76 to 534 and encodes 152 amino acids. The record is from RefSeq and is a predicted model, not a curated record. Gene Ontology annotation, molecular function: oxidoreductase activity, acting on NAD(P)H, quinone or similar compound as acceptor. NCBI's taxonomy places the organism in Eukaryota, Viridiplantae, Streptophyta, Magnoliopsida, Caryophyllales, Amaranthaceae. The transcript has 6 exons.